GGCACUGACCGCCGCCGGCCAUCACCGAUUCGAUCGCUAUGGCAGCUGAAACCGAUCACCACCUACGCGCUGAUCACGUCGUGCUGUUCCCGUUCAUGGCGCAGGGCCACUUCGCGCCGUUCCGCUGCCUCGCCGCCCUCGUGCGCCGCUGCCGCCCCGACGCCCGCGUCACCGUCGUAGCCACCGUCGAUGCAGCCGAGUCCAUCCGCGCCCACCUCGACCACGACGCCAUCGCCGUCCACGUGCUGCCUAUCAGCCCCGUCGGCGCUUCCCAGCGGCUCAUCGACCUCUUCCUCGCCUCCGAGUCCCUCCGCCCGGCGUUUCACCAGUUCAUCGCGGGCCUCAGACGCUCCGACCCCCGCGCCUACGUGCACGUCGUGGCGGACAUGUUCCUGGCCUGGACGGCGGACGUAGCCCGCGGUGACCCCGGCGUCACGCACUCCGUCUUGCUCACCACGGGCGGCUACGGCUCGGCACUCUACUUCUCGCUCUGGAACAGCGUCCCGCUUGUCCCGGACGACGACGAAUGCUUCCGGUUGCAGAGCUUCCCGGACAUCCGCAUCCACCGCUCGCAGCUCACCGGCCACCUCGCGAUGGCUGACGGCGGCGACGAGUGGUCCACCUUCAUCCGCAGGCAGAUCGCCGCCUUCUCCCGCGCCGACGCCCUGCUCGUCAACACCGCCGAGAAGCUGGAGCCCAAGGGAUUAAGCAUGCUCCGGCAAUCGCUCAACAAUGUCCCGAUAUUCCCGGUCGGGCCGCUGCUCCGAGCGGCUAGUUCGUCGUCCCCGCAGGAGACGACAUUGAGGAGCCCCAUCUUGGCGUGGCUCGACAAGCAACCACCGGGCUCGGUGUUGUACGUGUCGUUCGGGUCGCUGUACAAGAUCUCUGCGUCACAGGCGACGGAGCUGGCAAUGGGGCUCGAGAAGAGCGGGCACAAGUUCGUGUGGGUGGUCCAGCCCGCCGCCGACGUGAACGGCAGCGAGUCGCCAUCCUCGGGCCUUCCGGACGGGUUCGCGGAGAGGAUGGAUGUUGCCGGGCGCGGGCUGGUUGUGCAGUGCUGGGCACCGCAGGUGGAGAUCCUGGCGCACCCGGCCACGGGCGCCUUCCUAACGCACUGCGGGUGGAACUCGGCACAGGAAAGUCUCGCCGCGGGCGUGCCGAUGGUCGGCUGGCCGCUGUCGGCAGAGCAGUUCUACAACGCCAAGUUGCUAGUGGAGGAGAUGGGGGUGUGCAUCGAGCUGGCACGCAGCACCGCGGCGGCCGUGACGAGGGACGAGGUGUUGGAGGCGGUGGAUAGGGUGCUCGGCGAGACGUCCGGAGUGCGUGCCGUGAUGAGGAGGAAGGCCGCGGAGAUGAAGGAGGUGAUCGACGCGGCGAGGGACAGCGACGGCGAGUACUCAUCGCUUGGAGUGACGCGGAGGUUCUUGGACGCGAUGGCGCGUACAUCGUCUGUCAUGGGAACAACUAUGUCUGGCACUUCAGGUGAAGCCCAAGGACGACCUAGCCGGGCCAAGCGAGGGAUGAAGCCCAACCCACUUAACACAGAGGAGCUGAUAGUGGUCCAGGAACUGAAGAUAUAGGCGCUACUCAUCUUCGUGGAGAGGCAUGGAGGAACUGGAACCUGAACUGGCCGCCGUUGGGCGUUUUCCCUCUCCCACCUCCUGGCUCUAGCUUCCCCAUCCCCUUUCUUGCUGGUAGAAACUUGUAUCCGUGAUUGAAUUCCUUGUAUCCAUGAUCUAUUGAGUGAUUCAUAUCUAGGUUCAUAUCAUUUGGUA
Aegilops tauschii subsp. strangulata is the source of this 1775-nucleotide messenger RNA. RefSeq names its product UDP-glycosyltransferase 92A1-like. Gene Ontology annotation, molecular function: UDP-glycosyltransferase activity. NCBI's taxonomy places the organism in Eukaryota, Viridiplantae, Streptophyta, Magnoliopsida, Poales, Poaceae. The record is from RefSeq and is a predicted model, not a curated record.